Messenger RNA from Geosmithia morbida, 333 nucleotides. RefSeq names its product Reactive mitochondrial oxygen species modulator 1. Gene Ontology annotation, cellular component: TIM23 mitochondrial import inner membrane translocase complex. NCBI's taxonomy places the organism in Eukaryota, Fungi, Ascomycota, Sordariomycetes, Hypocreales, Bionectriaceae. The transcript is spliced from 5 exons. Bases 1 to 333 code for a protein of 110 amino acids. Gene Ontology annotation, biological process: protein import into mitochondrial matrix; protein insertion into mitochondrial inner membrane. The record is from RefSeq and is a predicted model, not a curated record.
AUGCCUCCUGUCGCAGCCAUUCCCGGCGGCCAGCAUGGGCCGUCCACAACUGAUAAGCUCAAGAUGGGCGCCAUGAUGGGUGGAAGCGUUGGCGUCAUUAUCGGGUUCCUCUACGGUACCGUCAACAUCUUCCGAUAUGGAGCAGGCGCGAACGGCAUCAUGAGGACGCUGGGGCAGUACAUGGCAGGAUCUGGAGCCACAUUUGGUUUCUUCAUGAGCAUCGGCAGCGUCAUCCGGUCAGACGCCGACCCCAAGUUCCACGACCUGUAUAUGCAGGCACAGCGACGUCCUAUAAUUUGGCAGGCGCACCCUGCCUGGCGACACAACGACUGA